Molecule: messenger RNA, 1803 nt
Organism: Drosophila mojavensis
Lineage: Eukaryota; Metazoa; Arthropoda; Insecta; Diptera; Drosophilidae
Product: endoplasmic reticulum lectin 1
Exons: 4
Coding region: 130-1674 (514 amino acids)
Biological process (GO): retrograde protein transport, ER to cytosol; endoplasmic reticulum unfolded protein response
Cellular component (GO): endoplasmic reticulum lumen
Source: RefSeq, a predicted model, not a curated record
CAAAGUCAUAUGUUUUGUUUUUUCUAGACGACGUGUAAUUUGCGCCUGCAAUGACAAUAAAAUUGUAAAAAUCCAAAACAAAAUAAAUUUGAAAAGAAAAUAAAUUGUAGCACAAAAAAAGACAAGACAAUGAACCGUAAAAUGCUGCUGCUCUUACUGCUGGUCGCUGUAACAGCAGCGCACGAUGCCAAAGACUUUGAUGAUUCCGUGCUCUACAAAAUAGAUUUCGAAGUGCCUAAUUUAUUAAGUGAUCCGGAGUUGGGCAGUCAGUUGCGUACUUUUUAUACACAAGAGAAGGAAAAAUACGAGUGUCUAAUACCAGAGCUGGAGACGCCCAAGGAGGAGGAGAGAGCUGACCAGCCAGAGCUGUCUCCUAUUGCGCUUCUGCAGCCAAUUUUCUCGGCAGCCACUUGCUCAUUCCGAAUUGAAGCCUAUUGGUCUUAUGAGAUCUGCCAUGGCCAUCAUGUGCGUCAGUAUCACGAAGAGCGCGAAGGCAAAAAUGUGAAGUUCCAGGAAUACUAUUUGGGCAAAUGGAGCGAAGAGAAAACUGAGCUGGCUAAAAAGACCUGGGAGCUGGAACGUAAAGCCGAUGGCAAGCCAAAGUAUAAGACGUUGAAGAUCGAUAAUACAAGAUAUCCAUAUUUUGAAAUGGAGUUCACCGAUGGAACAAUGUGUGAUAUUAUUGAUGCGCCGAGGACGACAAUGGUGCGCUACGUCUGCUAUCCACAUGGAAAGGAUGAUAUCUAUUCACUCAAGGAGACCUCAUCGUGCAACUAUGAAGCUAUUAUUUUGACCUCAUCGCUUUGUGCUAUACCUGCUUUUCAUGCUGAGGAGACCAAAGAGAUAUCCAUCAAGUGCUUCAAUUCACAAACGGAGCCACAUAAACCAAUUAGUAUGCUCCGCCAAGAGCUGAGCGAAUGGGAGGAGAGCGAAAACGAUUUGCUUGUGUCGAAGGAGAGCAAAGCACCAGCCAAGCUGUGGUCCAAGACAGAUGGCGAUAUGGUUACAUUCAAGUACAGCGGAGAUGUGGAUAAAAUCAUAUUGGAGCUAAUGGCAAAUAGUGAUAUUGAUGUGGAAAAUGAAUAUCAACACUUGAUUUCGCGAUCCGCACAAGGCACAACUCCACCGCCUUUGAAUGAUCUGACACCCAUCAAGGAAUUCAUUUCCGGCAAGAAUUGUCUAACUGGAGGCACCGGCUGGUGGAAGUACGAAUUCUGUUAUGGCCGGCAUGUGCGUCAAUUCCAUAAGGAUAAAAAUAGCGAAGUCGAAUUGUUUUUGGGCUAUUUCUCUGAGGAAUCGCAUCGCUUGUGGGCCAGCUCGAAUCCCGAUAAAGGUGCACGUCGUCCAGGCUUCACUUCAUCCAUAUGGCAUCACUAUGAGAAGGGCACACACUGCGAUCGCAGCGGUCUGCCACGCGAGGUGGACGUUAAGCUAACUUGCACUCCAGUCACCUCCAGUGGCACAGCGGUCUCCAUGUACUUGUUGGAGCCGAAGACAUGCCAGUAUAUUCUAGUCGUAGAAUCGCCCAUCAUUUGUGAUCUCAUGCAUUAUGCGGACGACAGUGGACUUGUGACGGCAGAAAGCUUGCAAAAGUUUCUGGCAACUGAUAAGCCAGCCCCAACAGUUCCAUCUACUGAACGAAAAGCUGAAGCUGAAGAGCAAAUACGAUCCUAAAGUUUAUUGUAAAUACAAACAUAUGAAAAUAUAUAUUUAAUGCUAAGGGGUACUCCCCACUACUAUCUGGACUAAAUUCAUAAGUUUAAGUUUCAUGUAAGACUAUAAAAAUGAAUUUCCAUAUACAGA